UGUUCUUGUUUUGCUUCUUUUCCCCUUCUUUUCCUCCGGGCUCUCGGUAGCCUAACCGACCACUAUAAUAACCAAACUGAAACGGAAUUUUUAGUUCAUUUCUAACACAGAAACCUCCCGGCUCCGUGUCGAGCGCUCCUUUUUCCCACACAACACAAACGGUUCACAUUUCUUUCAAAUUGGAGCCGUCUUCGCCGACAUCGAGCGAAGAGGUGCAGCCGAUCCCAGGCCUCCAAUCCAGGACGGAUGGAGGAUAGGAGGUCGCUGGGAAUCGGGAUGGAGACCGGAGAGUGUGCUGGUGGGCCUGGUGGGCCGGAUGGAUCUGGGCUCCCGUUUGGCUGUGCCUCUUUCAACCAAGACUCCACGUCAUUGGCUUUGGGCACAAAGACGGGCUAUAAACUGUUUUCUUUGACCAUGGUGGAAAAACUGGACUGUAUCCAUGAGAGUGCAGAGACUCCAGAUGUUUACAUUGUGGAGCGUCUGUUCUCCAGCAGUCUGGUUGUUGUGGUGAGUACCAACAUGCCACAUUGCAUGAACAUCUACCACUUCAAGAAGGGGACAGAGAUCUGCAACUACAGCUACCCCAACAAGAUCCUGGCUGUCAAGCUCAACAGACAGAGGCUUGUGGUGUGCCUUGAAGAGUCCAUUUAUAUCCACAACAUCAAAGACAUGAAGCUUCUCAAAACUCUGCUCAACACUCCUUCCAAUCCCUCAGGUCUUUGUGCUCUUUCUAUCAACCAUUCCAGCUCGUACCUGUCAUACCCCGGCAGCGCCACUAUUGGGGAGAUCAUAGUGUAUGAUGCUAACCAUUUGAACACAGUGACAAUGAUUCCAGCCCAUGACAGUCCUCUGGCAGCUCUCAACUUCAACGCCUCGGCCACCAAACUUGCCAGUGCCUCAGAGAGGGGCACUGUUAUCCGGGUGUUUUCAAUUCCUGAGGGCCAGCGUCUGUUUGAGUUCCGCCGUGGCAUGAAGAGGUACGUCAAUAUACGCUCUUUAUCCUUCAGCCCUGAUGGCCAGUUCCUCUGUGCAUCCAGCAACACAGAAACAGUACAUAUCUUCAAACUGGAGCAAAUUGGACCCAGUGAAGAGGACGAGGCUGCGACCUGGACAGCCUACGUUGGGAAGAUGUUCUCAGCAGCCAGCAGCUACUUCCCUGCUCAAGUAUCCGGCAUGAUGAGCCAGGACCGAGCCUUUGCCACUGUUCACCUCCUCACAUCCUGCCAGAAGAACGUUUGCACCCUUGCUAUAAUCCAGAAGCUUCUGCGGCUGCUAGUGGCAACAGCUGAUGGACAGCUGUUCAUCUAUAAUGUGGAUCCACUGGAUGGAGGCGAGUGCGUGUUGGCGCACAAACACAGGCUUUUUGGCGAUGAUGAUGAUGAUGAUGACGAUAAUGAUGACCACAAUGAAGGAACAGGGAUAGAAGGGUCAGAGGUCACAGUGCCAACACAGGCCUUUCCGUCCUACGCUGCGACUGCUGCCUUACCUGCCUCUGGUCCUGUCACCGCUACCCUCACUGGGUACUCUGAAGAUGGUGGGGCAAAGAAAGGUGAAGUCAUUCCAGAACACGAGUUUGCUGCUGGACCUGUGUGUCUGGACGACGAGAACGAGUUUCCUCCUAUUAAUUGGUGCCGCGAUGGGACUGGAGAUGGCAAGGCGCGGCGCUCGUGAUUGGGUGAAAAGACAGAUGGACUAAGAGACAGACAGGUGCUGAUAAAUGAGAUGAACAGCAAAAAAAAAAAAAAAAAAGUUUCCUAAAGUAUCUUGGAGUGCCAAGUAAUUUAUUAAUUUAGAAAGAAAAUACAUUGAUGAACUUUCAAGUUGGCAUGGGAUACACUGAGCAAAACAUGGAUUGCCCUUUAUUUUCAGAGAGAAGAACAAUCUGAACAAUCCUCAAGAUGAAUAAUGACAGUGUUUAAAGGUACAUUUCUGAUUUUGUCAAAGCACCAGCAGUACAUCUGAAUCUCCCCUGAUCUAACUGUUGAGUUUAAAAAUAUCAAAUGAACUGUUAGGACAUUUCAGAACAUGUACAGUUGGCUGCUAAAAAUAAAUGAGGGAGUUUAUCUUUAAGCUUGGUCAAAGUGCAUGCUGGAGCAGAAACAUAACCACAAUAUUUAUAGCUUUAUUACUUGAAACAUAUUUUAUAUGAGUUGCAUUGUCAUAGCAACAUUUGAUUUCUCUCAGCAUUAAUAACUUAGUUUACAUACAAAAAAAAAUGGGAAGUCUUUUGUAUUUAACUGUAUUGUCAUGUUUUACAUGUUGUGUGUAUGCCUCAUGGAUAUAUUUCAUAUGUAUGUAGUGUAUUAUAUUGUGCCCAUUAUGAUUUGUAGUUAAAUAUUUUGCUAAUAGCACAAGACCAAAACAAAUGAAAGAAAAUAAACUAAUACUGUGGAUUAAGAGUGAACCUAUGCAAAAUACAGAUUUUGACUUGUU
Messenger RNA from Labrus bergylta (ballan wrasse), 2433 nucleotides. RefSeq names its product WD repeat domain, phosphoinositide interacting 1 (gene wipi1). Gene Ontology annotation, molecular function: phosphatidylinositol-3-phosphate binding; phosphatidylinositol-3,5-bisphosphate binding; protein binding. NCBI's taxonomy places the organism in Eukaryota, Metazoa, Chordata, Actinopteri, Labriformes, Labridae. Gene Ontology annotation, biological process: protein lipidation; nucleophagy; protein localization to phagophore assembly site. Gene Ontology annotation, cellular component: cytosol; extrinsic component of membrane; phagophore assembly site membrane. The record is from RefSeq and is a predicted model, not a curated record.